Messenger RNA from Symbiodinium sp. CCMP2456, 1611 nucleotides. The record is from the annotation of a GenBank genome assembly. Lineage: Eukaryota; Dinophyceae; Suessiales; Symbiodiniaceae.
UCGGAGGCCGAGCUCGCGGAGUCGGACGUGGGCGCCCUCGAGGAGCUGAACUUCAAUGAGGACCAGGCGAAUUAUGUCUUCGCGAUCCUCGAGGGCCGCUUCGAGAGGAAGAAGAGGACCUGGAAGGAGAACAAGGCGUACAAAGCAGAGAUGCGGAAGGACCGCGGUAGCUUCGAGCAGGCGGUGGUCUUCCUGGAGCAAGAGAUCCCCGAGACCGAGGACAGAAAGGGUCUGGACGUCAGCAGCGGCUGGGUGUUCAUGGCUGGAACGAAGGCCGUGACUUGGGAGAUCGCCGACGACGUGAGUUCAGGAAUGCCGUCUACCCAGGUCGAGGCCUGGAACUUCUUAACUUUCAAGUCCGGUGACGCCAUUCUCGAUAUUGGUGCUACCCAAGACAUAAUAGGGCAGCCGGCCAUGGAGGCUCUUGACAAGACUCUUCGAGCUGUUGGGCUUCGCUCCAUUGAGAUCCCCACAGCUGGUUGUGCCCCGACAGGGAUAGGAGGACAAGCACGAGUCGUUAAAUCCGUCCUCGUGCCGAUUUCCCCUGGAGGGGCCCCGGGCGUCAUCAACUUCCUCGUCAUCCAGAGCAAUGUCCCGCCGCUCUUGUCCGUAGGACUUCUUGAGCACCUAGGAGCUUCCUUUGACUUAGUGACUAACCAGAUCUGCUUCGAGAAGAUCGGAGUCCAGCUUCGUAUGGGAGUACAGACAUCUGGGCACAGGACCAUCCCGUUGAUACAGUGGUCCGGUGGUCAUUUUCCAGUGCCAGAGGAGGUCCAGAUGGAAGUAGAGCGGAACAUGAAGGGUCAGUUCACGUUUGUUCUCCGGAUGUCGCGCAAGUUCACAACAGUUAUCCAUCCAGUCAAGUUUCCAUCUCAGCCGAUCCCGAGCCUCUUGAGGAAUCUUGUCUUGAUUGUGGACAGCAUCUUGGCUCAGGCGUUCACAAGCCGGAUCUUCUUCCUCAUGGAGACCACAAGGAUGAUGUUCUGCCGAUUGGUUUUGGCCGAACGGGGACAGAAGAGCAUCAAGAGCGAUCGCCGCUCCUACAUCGAGAGCUCGAGGCAGGUUCCCGGGGCGUGCUUGCAUCAAACUGCGAUCAACCGCGCGAACCAGUACGCCUCUUGGACAGUGUGCAAGGCCUGCGGAGCCCGUCUCUCCUACUCCUCGAAGAAGGGUGCAACCUCCAAGGCAAAGGCCAAGGCUCGCGGCCGGGCAGCGGUCAGCGAGGGCUACCCGAUCGAGGAGCCACCGACUUCCUCGACUACCCGGAGGACGAGCACGGCAAGAAGCUCACACGAGAACACGGAGAUGAACCCCGCUCUCCUCGACCUCUCCACGGCGAUUCAGGCGAUGUCCGUCGGCUUCCAGCAGAUGAGUUCGGCGAUGAGGGAUCUCGCCCAAGGCCAGGGACAGAUGUUGCAGAUGAUGACCCACGCGCGUUCGAUUCCCGCGAGCGAGAUGGACCUCCGCGACCUGACGGCCGCGGCUCACACCAUGGUGAGGGAGCGAAUGGACGUGGACGAGGAGCUCAUCCAGGACGACAGCCCGGGCGGAUGGUCUGCAGCAAGUCUCCUCAACCCCAACAUCGACCUCUUGGCGGACCACCAGGACUGA